AUGACAAUCCACACAGGAGUGAAGCCACACUCCUGCCAAGUCUGUGGUAGGAGAUUUAAACUGAAAUCAAUACUAACUGUUCAUCAAAGAAUCCACACAGGCGAGCGGCCGUACGUCUGUGACAUCUGCGGAAAAAGAUUCAAUCAAAAGUCCAUACUGAACGUUCACAAGAGAAGCCACUCCAGCGAGAGGCCUUAUUCCUGUGAUAUCUGCAGUAAAACUUUCAAGCAGAAAUCAAAACUGGAGGUUCAUAACAUUUUGCACACAGACCUUCUGCACCCUAAGGACCUAAUCUCUCCACGAAUGAAAGAGAAACAGCUUGAACCGAGACAGCAGACUGACGGAUUGGUCCCGCCUCGUCCAUCCUACGAAGGAUACCGCUGUGUCGUUCACAUUCCCCGUCUGGAUCCUGCUGGAUCUCAAAGGGCUUCAGAGGAACAGUCAAUAGACGCCGUAUCAGAUCACGAAAGAGACAAGCAAGGACAAGAGAGAAGUCACAAGAUCAAGGAGUAUAAUCCCAGCAUUGUAAAGACCCCUCUUAAUUCUCAUAAAGCUAAACGGCGUGAACAUAAAUGUGACACUUGUGGGAAGACAUUUAAUUUCAGAUCCAAAUUGAUCACGCACAUGACAAUCCACACAGGAGUGAAGCCACACUCCUGCCAAGUCUGUGGUAAGAGAUAUAAUCGGAAAUCACUUCUAUCCGCUCAUGAAAGAAUCCACACAGGCGAGCGGCCGUACAUCUGUGACAUCUGCGGAAAAAGAUUCAAUCAAAGGUCCACACUGAACGUUCACCAGAGAACCCACACGGGCGAGAGGCCGUUCCCCUGCGAAACCUGCGGCAAACACUUCACUCAGAAAUCAGCUCUGACCUUACACCAAAAAAUCCACACGGGUGAGAAACCGUUUUCUUGCCCAACAUGUGGUAAACGUGUGAUGAGUAAAUACGCAUUGUUGUCUCACAUGAGAAUGCACACAAAAAGAGUUGUACUCCUGUAG
Cololabis saira (Pacific saury) is the source of this 996-nucleotide messenger RNA. Its product is annotated as zinc finger protein 239-like. The coding region runs from base 1 to 996 and encodes 331 amino acids. Gene Ontology annotation, biological process: regulation of transcription by RNA polymerase II. The record is from RefSeq and is a predicted model, not a curated record. Lineage: Eukaryota; Metazoa; Chordata; Actinopteri; Beloniformes; Belonidae. The transcript is spliced from 2 exons. Gene Ontology annotation, molecular function: DNA-binding transcription factor activity, RNA polymerase II-specific; RNA polymerase II cis-regulatory region sequence-specific DNA binding. Gene Ontology annotation, cellular component: PcG protein complex; transcription regulator complex.